UCCACGAUGGCCGCUCUGCUGCUGCUGGCUCUUCUCGCCAUGGCUGGCCACGCCUCCCCGCAGCCCCACGCAGGCUGUUCGGUGGACGUAAACAAAUCCAAGAUGCCCUACCCUCAGCCGCUGCUGCUGAAGCCCGGCGGAAGCAAAGACGUGCACGGCUUCGUCACGCCGGACUCCUCGGGGAAAAUAUUGCUCAGGCAGAACCAGCAGAUCAUCGUCGCGUGUCCCGACAACGCCCUCGUGGUGACGAAACGGCCGCUGGCGACAGCCACCUGCUUCUCCGGCACCACCUUCACCAUCGGCAGUACGGCCUACAACUUCAGUGAUCUCCGAUGCGUGUCCCAGCCGAAACCAUCGGAGAGGAAUCCGGCCAAAACGUGCGGCAGCAGAAGUCAGUAUCAGGAGAUCCAGCUGGGCUUCCAGGUCGGCCCCGACUUCUACACGCUCAUCGACGCCUGCUUCGACGUUCGCUCCUACAGCACGGUGUACGACCACUUCACGAUGGUCCGCGAAAUAGGGGGCAGCCAGGCCGGUUUCCCCCGGCCCGACUGGUUGAAUGGCACCUUCUUCCCCAACAUUGACAUGGAUAAUCAAUACAGAAGGACCACGCAGAUCGACACGGUCGGCAAACUGCUGGAGGACCCUAACUUGGGGUCCAGGUACAUUUCUCUAACGACCGACUACUUCCUUUCCAAAGGACACCUCACUGCUAAGUCUGAUUUCAGCCUUGGCGCGCAGGAAUACGUCACAUUCUUCUACAUGAAUGCUGCACCGCAGUGGCAAACAUUCAAUGGUGGCAACUGGAAAACCAUGGAGGACAAUGUACAUUCCUAUGUUGCAAGAAACCUCGUCGAGCUGCAAAUCUACACGGGUACGCACGGAAUCACAACGCUGCCCAACAAGAGAAAUGCCGAGACGGAGUUGUACCUUUAUACUAACGGCACAAACUACAUUCCAGUGCCGAAGCUCUUUUGGAAGAUUCUGUAUAGAGAGGAUACUAAGGCAGCUGUAGUGUUCCUAGGUGUAAACAACCCGUACAUUAAGAACCCUGGCUCUGACUACUUCAUCUGCAAAGACGUAUGCACCAAGAUCAGCUGGUUAACCUGGAAGGCCAAUAACCAGAAGAUGGGCUACUCGUACUGCUGCGAAUAUGCAGACUUCAAGAGAGUGGUGGCCGACGCACCCAGCCUCACCGUUAACUCUCUGCUUACCUAAGCCUUUCAACUGGAAGGCACUUCGAAUUACAUUCAGAAAUCACAAGGAAGCCACACCACACGAAAUCCGUAUUCCGGACUUCUAUGGGAUCCAACAAAGAAUGUAAAUACAUCUGUAACUCUUUAUUUCGGUUAGCUCACAGUCCUUGAAUUUUACUGAUAUCAGAAUUUCACUUGAAGCUUCUUUGUGCCUUCUUUGAACGCAUAUUCCUAAAGUUAAGAGAUUAUCGCGACUUUUGAUUUACACAUUCCGAUUCUCUCUUGAAACUUAUGUCUACCAAAUAGAGUAAAUGUAUCCAGUACAAGUAAUUUUGCUAUAUUUGUGACAUAUUUAUUUUAGAGAAAGUUUGGUUAUUGGAUUGCAACAUGGGAAUACUAGCAAUUAUGUUUAUAUGGUAUACGGAGCACAGUUAAUUUCUCACUUUUUUCCGACUUUACUACUUAGGUGCAUGAUUAUAGAACAAGGUUACAGUGGAGGAAACAUGAUGAAUGUACAUGACAACAAAAUCCGAUGUAACGUAUUUCCUAACUUAAACAUAAUUUGUAUGUAUGAAUUUCUGAAAAAUAAAAGAAA
Schistocerca piceifrons (Central American locust) is the source of this 1788-nucleotide messenger RNA. RefSeq lists its product as uncharacterized. Gene Ontology annotation, biological process: apoptotic DNA fragmentation. Gene Ontology annotation, cellular component: nucleus; mitochondrial inner membrane. Lineage: Eukaryota; Metazoa; Arthropoda; Insecta; Orthoptera; Acrididae. Gene Ontology annotation, molecular function: RNA endonuclease activity; nucleic acid binding; metal ion binding. Bases 7 to 1215 code for a protein of 402 amino acids. The transcript is spliced from 2 exons. The record is from RefSeq and is a predicted model, not a curated record.